AUGAGGAAAGCUAGGAGCACCUUCAUUCUGCCACAUGGAGAUAAGAACUUACGUUUGGUUUGGUACUCAUGUCGAGAUGGCGAAGUCCAAAAUCUAGCCGCGUUCUGUCCCUCAACUGAUAACACGUCGGAAGGAGAAGACUACAGCCAAUCAGCAAGCAAAGAACUCAUCCUUGAGCUCUUCUCAGCAUAUCACCCUACCCUCCUCCGUUUGAUCAAGAAAGCUGACACAAUCAAGACCUGGCGCCUCCGCAAUCGCACUCCUCUCUCCUCUUACAUCUUCGGAAAGACAAUCCUCAUUGGUGACGCAGCCCAUCCAAUGUUACCCUUCAAUGCUCAAGCCGGAAACUAA
Molecule: messenger RNA, 351 nt
Organism: Cadophora gregata
Lineage: Eukaryota; Fungi; Ascomycota; Leotiomycetes; Helotiales; Ploettnerulaceae
Exons: 4
Coding region: 1-351 (116 amino acids)
Molecular function (GO): monooxygenase activity; FAD binding
Source: RefSeq, a predicted model, not a curated record